This is a messenger RNA of Cuscuta campestris, 955 nucleotides long. The record is from the annotation of a GenBank genome assembly. Lineage: Eukaryota; Viridiplantae; Streptophyta; Magnoliopsida; Solanales; Convolvulaceae.
GAACGAAAAACCAGGGCCUGAACUCCAAUAUGCACAACCUCGGUCAAAUUGAUUUCUUUAAAUAUUAAUGGCGAAAAGGAAAAUACGAUUUUUAAAUUCAAAAUUAUAUGAAGAAUAAUGAUUUUCAUUAAUUGAAUAUGAUGUGGUUACAUGUAUAUAUAUAAGAGGAAUCUCAAUCUUAAACAUGGUAGGAGAGACACAAGGAAGGAAACCUAUACAAAUAAGAAAUAUAAGGGACGCCACGGAGGACAGCUGGGCUUGGGUGACCAAGGCGCCUGUGCCAAAUCUGAGGAUCGACAUCGGCGACAUGGGCUUGUGCAGUGAUGAGAGCAGAAGCGGUGGAGACAGAGGAGAUAACCAGAUCGGAGACUUCGUCAGAGAUGGUGGACAGAAUCCAUCCCUAGAGGAGAGCAUCAAGUUGGAGCCAUUCAUCAUCGUCUUCAGAGAGAGGGACGAUGGAGCCGUUGAUGUAGCCCUGGAGAUUGAAUCGGCGGACCAGGAGGAGAAAGAGGCGACUCCACUUCUUGUAGUUCGGUUGAGAGAGGCUGAGAAGAACCGGAACAUGGAGUUUGACGUUGGAGACCGUCGUGAAAGCAAGAUGAGGAGGCUUGGCCGGGGUGACGUUGGUGUUGGAGGUGAUCUCGCUGUCGGCCAUUGGGGAGAGGAGAGCCGGCGACGAGAGGAGGAGAGGAGGAGAGAAGCUGCUGCCGGCGACGAGAGGGAGAGGCGGCGCUGCUGCCGCUGGAACAGCCGAGAGGGAGAGCCGAGAGGUAGGGUUAGGGUUUGUGAUUUUGUUUUUUUUGUUUAAUUAGGCUCCGAUACCAUGAAGAAUAAUGAUUUUCAUUAAUUGAAUAUGAUGUGGUUACAUGUAUAUAUAUAAGAGGAAUCUCAAUCCUAAACAUGGUAGGAGAGACACAAGGAAGGAAACCUAUACAAAUAAGGUAAGGGAAUAAUA